AAGUAAUUUUCCUCCUCCCUUUAUGCGAGAUAAAUUCAUCCAUCAUGGCGGACAAUAGUCAUCUGGAAAAUCGUCGUUUCGUUCAGGAAUUUAUAAACUCAGAAUUCGUGCAUAUGAAAUCGCUUAACAACGUUGAAAGUAUAUUAAGAAGAGUUGAGGAGGACAAGAAGGGUUUGGAAGAUCAGCUUUCAACAGUAUCAAGUGAAGUACCAAAGAAGAUUGAAGGUGCUGUGCAGGAUGCCAGCAACUCUGUACGUCACAUUCAGGACAUCUCUGAAGAACAGACUAAGAUUAGUCAGGACAUAACAAGUCACUUGACUCAAACACAACCAACAAAAGAAAACCUUGCUCAGUUUACAACUCAGGUGGAAGGUGUUGAAAGAUAUGUCCACUAUCUCAGAUGGCUGACUUUUUUCGAAGAAAUGAGUAAUGAUAUUCAGCAGUCGGUGUUGGUGAACUCCCUCGGUGGUGCCGUCAACUUUUUUGCGGAAAUGUUUGAUAUCUGUGAGGUUCUGCAGAAGUCCAGGUGUGUGAACCUGGUCCAGUUCUCCAACUCAACAAUCCUCUUCUGGCACAGAAUUCUCAAGGAUAAAUUGUCAAGUGAGUUUGAGGAGGUUGUGAAACAGCUGGGCUGGCCGUUCCUGGGUGUGUCUACCCACGUGCCCCUGCAGGUGCCCCGCCCGACUCACCUGGAGCUGACCUUCAGAUUGGAGACUCUGUUUGAACAGCUGCUGAAGAUCCAACUUCCUGACACGAUGACAGGCAGGAUGAGAAGGUCAUCUCAGACGUCCAUGGUUAGUGAUGAUGAGGAGCGACCUCUUCUGCUGCCCCUGCAGCUGCUGCUGAAACCACUCCGAAAACGCUUCAAAUUUCACUUCACUGGGAGUAAACAGACUAAUGCUCUAGACAAGCCAGAGUGGUACCUUACCCAGAUCCUGGGCUGGAUCAGAGAUCACGCUGACUUCCUGGAUCACAACAUCCAACCUCUCCUCAACAGAGCUGGGCACCCUCAUGUGGAGGCAAAGGUGGAGUUUACCCGAGGCCUGCUGACACUGGUGGCAGACAAGCUGGCACAAGACAUGGACUCCCUGCUGUAUGAUGAAUACCUCUUCUCUCAUACUAUAGAUGAGGUUCUGCUGUUUGAUCGUGAACUGCGGGGGUCCUACAACUACCCAGCCAGCCAGCCAGGGGUCCUACAUGUCCUGACUGUACAGGACACCUUCCACAGGUGGAUUACUGUGGAGAGGAAAUUUGCUGUAGAGAAGAUGGACCUUCUGUUCUCGUCGGAGACAGCCUGGACAUGUCAGUAUGGAGACAUUGAGGAUGUAGAUGACAUGAAGACAGGAGAAUGUGCAGAAGGCUUCAUGACCCUCAUGCUGGCACUCACAGAUCGAUACAAGCCCCUUCCUUCUGCUGCCAACAAGCUGCAGUUUCUGGACCUGCAGCUGGAGCUGAUUGAUGACUUCAGGAUCCGCCUCACCCAGGUCAUGAAGUCCGAGGCCCAAGACCCCCUAGGUUACACCUUCCUCUCCAUCUUGAAUGCUGUCAACUAUGUCAUCAGUGUGCUGCGAGAGUGGUCAGAGACAGUGUUCUUCCUACAGCUGCAGUACUACCGUGCAGAGCAGUACUAUACCAGCAGGGACCAGAGCCUGCCCCAGGAGCCGGACCUCAGCAGCUUGCAGGGAGCUGUGUUUGAUGAACUCAUCACCCUGUUCCAGCUGCUGAGGACUGACAUGCUGUCUGUGGUGUGUAACCUGGUCUUUACUGAGAUGAAGGCAAGGAGUAAAGACUACAAGGAUGAAAAAUGGCUGGGCUUGCCCUCCGACAAGGAGUACAUCUCCCGGAUGGUGUCAGCAUCAGCCUGCCCACUCCUCCUGCUGCUGAAGGACAGACUGCACCAGCUGCAGCUCCAGCUGGCCACUUCGCUCUUCAGCAGGGUGUGGCAGACUCUAGCGGAUAUCAUCAACACUUUCAUCAUGGAGGAGGUCAUCCUCAACAACCACUUCAAUGAUGGUGGAGCAGCGCAGCUUCAGUUUGACAUGACCAGAAAUCUCUUCCCUUUGUUUGGUGAAUACACACCCAGGCCUGACAACUACUUCAAAGAUGUGAAGGAAGCAUGUUUACUGCUGAACUUGAAGCCUGGCUCAGCUAUCCUGUUGAAAGAGAUGCUGAAUAAGACCUUACAUGGAUCUAAGGUAGACCCAAACACUGAAAAGGAAUCACCAGAAAAGGUGCUGAUGGAUAUGGGUGUGUUCAAGUUGUCUGCUCAGGAGGCUGAGAGGGUGCUGAACUUACGGGCAAACUGGCCAGCAGGGAGGCAGGGCAGGUCAUAAUGCACACAUCCAAAGGACAUUGUGGACAAUGAUAGCACAUAUAAUGUUUCGGGCUCAAUUUAUAUUUACCAGUCAUUAAAGUUGUUGGUAAAGUUCUGUUUGCCAUUGGAUAAGAAAUGAUAAGCUGUAUCCAAUGUCUCAUCAAAGCAUGACUUUGGACAGUAAGACUGGAUCAUGUUUGUAUUGCAAGCACUUCUGCUUCUUUAUGGAUGAUUCAGUACCUCUGUACCAUUAUAUAUAUGUAGUACAGAGCAAGGCAAGAAGAAUAUACAUUACUGUCUAAAUUUUAGAUGACCAGGUUUAUUGAUACCUUAAUCAAACUACAUGUAAUUUUUUUAAUCUCCUUGAUAAUGAUAGGACUCAAAAUACUUGCACUACUGGCGUUAAUGUAGCUAUAUGUGCAGUAAAAUCAGCCAAAUUAUAGGGUCGAGAUAAUCUGAAGGAAUUUUUGUUUUGUUCUGUUUUAAGAGUGCUUUGUCAAAAUCAUGUAGUCUCUACAAGACUCCGGCUUGGCCGAAUAGUAAGUGAUGAUAGGGGACUUUGGCCAAGUUAGGAAUAAGAGCCUAGUAGGGGUUAACUGGCCUAGGAAUGAACUGACUGGCCGGUGCUGGAUGGACUGUAAAUGACUGACUGAAAUCCAAUGGCAACAUAUUUGGCCCAAUUCAUCUCUUUUUUCAUCUACUGUAGCUGACACGUCUGCUUGGAGACUAAAAAUCAUGACCCCUUCAUAAUUUUCUUUGACAAAUAAACAGCACAC
This is a messenger RNA of Branchiostoma floridae (Florida lancelet), 3090 nucleotides long. Its product is annotated as RAD50-interacting protein 1-like. The transcript is spliced from 15 exons. Gene Ontology annotation, biological process: endoplasmic reticulum to Golgi vesicle-mediated transport; retrograde vesicle-mediated transport, Golgi to endoplasmic reticulum; regulation of ER to Golgi vesicle-mediated transport. The record is from RefSeq and is a predicted model, not a curated record. Bases 45 to 2333 code for a protein of 762 amino acids. Gene Ontology annotation, cellular component: Dsl1/NZR complex. NCBI's taxonomy places the organism in Eukaryota, Metazoa, Chordata, Leptocardii, Amphioxiformes, Branchiostomatidae.